This is a messenger RNA of Prorocentrum cordatum, 219 nucleotides long. The record is from the annotation of a GenBank genome assembly. Lineage: Eukaryota; Dinophyceae; Prorocentrales; Prorocentraceae.
GAUUGCAAAAAGUGUUUCUUGGCGUAUUGGAACGAUGUCGUGUUGCAGCGAGAUCUCAUGGCGCUCGCGGACGAGGUGCGGGCUUGUCGCAUCAGAGUCACACGCAAGCAAGAGCAGAAGUCAGAGAAGUUCAGGUUGACGUUUGCGGUGGACUCUCGAGUGCCCGAUCUCGAGCGCUAUCUUGUUCAGUACUUGAAGACGGUGGGCGGAGAGCGCAAG